UGAUUAUAAAAUAUCUGUGGACAUCAUCGUUCACUAUCAGCAACAGGUAUGACGCCUAACGCGCGCCUGUCAUUAUAAACCCAAAGUGAGGUGUUUUGUAGGCAUUUUUUUUGCAAUCCCACUUCUCAUUCCCUGCGUCCCUGCUGAGAGGCUCCACUCCUCUCUCUCUCUCUCUCUGCCUUUUGUUUCCGAGGUGGAGCCUGACACCCCGACUUCUCCAAACUGAACCGCCGGGCGAAGCAGACGGACCAGAUAGGAGAGGAGGACCAGGACCAGCAGUCAGUCGGUGUGGAUCAGAUCUGAUCUGGGACGCAGCAGCAGCAGAUCGAGGAGGGACCAGAGAAGACGGCUGCAAAGGAAGAAGAAGAGGGAUUUAGUGGAGCGUCUUUUUACUAACCGGCUACACACGGAAGAGCUUCAAGAAGAAGAUGAAUUCUUUCAUCCUGCUGUCGCUUUGUGCAACGAUUAUCGCCGGGAAGUCACCUCGGCUGAAAUUUAUUCUGCACGAGCCCUCCAGGUUCCACUUCAACAAACCUGAGAACUACAUCAGCAUGUACCACCAGGAAGGGAGCGACACGCUGUACGUGGGCGGCCAGGCGAUGGUCUAUGUGUUGACGUUCAACAACAGAGGGGUCCGCGACCUGCAGAUCCCAGCGGCAUCGGACCAGACUGCAAUUGAUACCUGCAAGGCAAAGGCUGCACCACUCGAGCUGGAGUGUGAUAAUUUCAUCACCGUCAUUCAGAAAGUAAACGACACAAUAAUAAUAUGUGGGACAAAUGCUGGAAGCCCCAGGUGCUGGAUGCUGGUAAAUGACACUGUGCUGACUGAUGUCCAGGGCAACGGGCAGAUAGCGUCUGCCUCUGACAUCUCCCCACCAUACCCUUCCCAGAGGUCCAUCAGCUUGCCUGCAGAUGGGAGUUUGUAUUCUGCUAUGUCGUCGGUGGCAGGUCACGCCGGCUCGAUCCGCCGUACGUUUGGCUCCCAGAAACUCCUGAAGACGGAGAACAUUUGGCUGCUGAAUCCGCAGUUUGCCGGCGCAGCCAUAAUCCCGUCAUCAAUCAAAUACAAGGAGGAGAUCUACUUCUUCUUCAGUGAGUUCAACAAGACAGCCAGGGUGGAUGAGGAGCCUUACAGGGCCCGCAUAGGCCGAAUCUGCACGGUGGAUGAAGGGGGCAUCAAAGCCCUCCUGGCAGACUCAUGGACCACCUUCAUGAAGGCCCGGAUGAUGUGCGGCGCAGGAAACACACAGCAGCAGUACAACAACUUGAAGCAGGCGGUGGUGCUAACAGCUCAGGACAAAAGGGCCGGAGUCCUGUAUGGCCUGUUUAACAACGCAUGGGGCAGAACAGUGAUCUGUGCCUACUCCAUCGAAGAUAUUGACCAGGCUUUCUCCACAUCCAAACUAAAGGGCUACAGCAGUACAAUCAUCGGCCCUCGCCCUGGGAUGUGUGUCCGCAAAAACUCGACAGCGGGAGGUCACAACGACAUCAAAAACCUCGGGGUGAUCAGAUACCACCCAGAAAUUGAAGAUGUGAUCCGGCCUGUCGGUGUGGCUCCACUCGACCUGCCAACAGAUGACCAAAUCACACACACUGUGGCGGACAUUGUCCUGGCGGUCAACGAUGAGCACUACAGUGUCCUGUACCUCGGAACAGACCAAGGCAAAGUUCUCAAAGUUCUUCACACCAGUGAGGGAGUCUUCAUCAUAUCUCAGUACUCUCUGUUUCACAAUGAGGGCCCUGUUCUAAACAUGGCCAUCGACUCCCAAAAGGGACACCUCUAUGUCGGUACAGCGAUGGAGGUCCAGCGACUGCCACUGGCUGACUGCAGUCGCUAUGGCGACACAUGCAGGGAGUGCAUCCUUUCCCGGGAUCCGUACUGCGGCUGGGACAGAGCCAGGAGGAAGUGCAUCCCCAUCCCGCCUGGAUACAACGUCACCACUGGGACGCUCGUUCAGAAUCUGGACCAUUCAAACUCUUCGGUUUGUGAGGAAGCUGCUGCUCUGAAGCAGCGUCGCACUUCUCCCAGAGAAGUAUUCGUGCAGUCCAACACCUCCAUCUUUCUCCCUUGCCCUGUGCGCUCCUUCCACGCCACCUACCGCUGGGAGAAAGACAACUGUGGCAAGAAGUAUCCCUGCCUGUUCUCCGGGGACUUCUGCGUCCUGGGGCCGGCUGUUGACACGCCACUGAGGGACGGCGUCUUCCGCUGCAUGGCCACCGAGGACGGAUUCAAGGUGGAGGUUAUCUCCUUCAGGCUGGUGAACGACGGCAGGCUCCUGGCCGCCUCCCUGGCCUCCACCUUGGGGCCGUCGCUCCUCCUCGCCAUGGCUACCCUGUGGCUCCAUUAACUGCAGCUACCGCUAAUGCUAACCCCUCAUCCUUACUGGCUCCCAAUGACAGGAAAGACAAGGAGCCUCUGUUAGGAGGUUAGGUUCGCAGAGCAUUGUAGUAUGGUUGGGUUGGAUGGUGAAAAUUCACCUUUUUCCAUAUCGAUUUUUAGAGAAAGAGUCCCAAAAAUGUGAAUGAAGGAUUCAAUUCUUUAUUUUUUUGCGUAAAGCGACAUAUCUGCAGCUGUCUUAAUAAGAUCAGAACUUCAUUCUAAAGUGACUUGGAGUUACUGUCCAUGAAUUGACAUGUCUUGUGAGUUUGAUCAACCAUAAUUAGGUGCUUUGCGAACCUUUCCUCUCUGACUUAAAACAUAUCGUAUGAGUUGGGCAAAAAACACCAAUACCAGGCCAAUUGUUUUUACCAUUUCUCUACUUAUUUUCAAAUUGACUUGACUGUGCUUCUUUGUGAAUAUAUAAACCUUUAAUACCGCUCUUACAUCUAAUCAUUCAUCUUGUUAAACCUCAUUGGUAUAGCUCAUUAGUACUUAGAAAAAUGUCUGGUAUUGAGAUUUAAAAAGCCUUAACACUUCUGGGACAUAAACUCCUAAGCACAAUUUUGCAGUUGAGGCAGAAUACUGCAGCCUCGGUCGGACUUUGGCGCUAUAAUUAGUGCAGCUGAGUCCAGCAACAUCGCUGGGAGGAAGUGUCAGCUUUUUGACAGGAAGUAGGCGAAUGGGCAAGAGCUCAUUCUCGAACAUCACUGUGUCUCAGCACCUCCUCCUCAGACGAGGCAGUUCCUUGCAUCUUUUUAUCAGAUGGUAUCAGACAUCGUUAUUACGCCUUGUUCACAGCUUUGUCCGUUGUUUUUUUUGUUAUCUUUUUACACGCCAUCGUCUUUCCUCCACCUCCCCAGAGCAUCAGAAACAAAACACUCGUUCUUAACAGGAUGUGAAAACCACAACAUUGCCUACAGCUCCUUUGGAAAAAAAAGUAGCUUAAUAUUAGCACUACGGAACGAAGAGUCUUAAACAUGAAACCAUUAAAUAAUUAAACAAAACUAUCAAUCAACAUGAAAGUUUCAAAUCUAGAUAUUUUCUGUUUGGUCAUUUAUUGUGGAGAGACGGUGGUUGCAAGUUUUGUGAAACAGCAGUUGAAGUUUUUGCUAAUUCUGAGUCCCGAGCGUCCAUCAGUUUUUAGGAAACAGAGCGGAGAGAGACAUAGAGGAUACCAAUCUGCUGCAAAUUACAUCCAAUUUGUGUCAACCCGACAAUGCGUAAAGAUGUGAACAAGGUGUUGCGCUAUAGCAAUUUCAAUAAACACACACUUACAUUAUCAUGAGGGCAGAUGAAGCUAAAUGGAACUGCAUAUUAGGCUUGCAUUUUAUAGUUUGCUUGGAGAAAAAAAAAAAAAAGGCUUGUACUUAUAUUCGUAAAGUGUGUUCUGUAUUUUAUUGCUCUGCAGAUGCUGAUUUCUACCGUCGCUGCCUACGUAUGUGACACUUUGUCUUGAUUGUUUGGGUUUUUAUGCCAUAGUUAGAACGUGAUAUGUAACCAUUGACUGCUUUGCCUCUUUCCCCAGGUACAUCAGUGCUAAUAGACAAGAAAAUGGUUAUUUUUUUGUUAUACUUGUACCCUAUGCUGUGAAACGAAAAGGCUCGACAGAUUCCAACAAGAUGCUUCACUGAUAUGCAGCAGCAACCACAACCGGCGACGAGAGCUUGGCUUUAGCAUCAUCCUUUUAAUAACGCAAACUUUACUGAGACCAAGAAGGUAGCUGAAUGUAAAAAAAGAAAUAAGAGUUGUGAAUGUAGCUGGAGUUCAACAGCACUGAAAUGCCAAAAAACUAAUGCCAAACCUUCUGAAUACUGAUCAGCUGACUGAAGAAGCAGGCUUGUGCGGUGAUGAAUUAUGCAGCGGAUUAGCAUGUUCUCUAGAGCUUUGAGAAUUAUCAUUCAGUAGUGUUACAUAAAUCUGGCCCUGCCGAGCCUUCCACAGUGGCAGAGAUGUCAUUAAUAGCCAAUUAGACAAUAGAGCCAGCUCGUCAUGCACCGUAUUAAAGAAUUUAUUUUACAACCGUCAGGGAUACGAGCGGCGAGCAUGUUCUCAGCUGUGAAAAUCUCGAGUGAGUGUUGUGUUUCUCGCUCAGCUUGGUUGUGUGUUGCUGCUCGGGGGAUCUGCUUGCUUUCUGCAUUGCACACAUUGCAUAUGCUACUGACUGUGCCAAGAAAAGAAAAAAGAUGAAAAAAACAAAGAUAUGUUGAGCCACUUCAUCCUCCCAGCACUUCUUCUUAUCUUCAUUUGCAAAAAUCCCUUGCUGUUUACCUGGCGUAAUAUUUUCUCCUAGCGCGUGUAUAACAUCGGUCUUCCCCACAACCAGUCUCACAAACACAAACCUACUGCAGGUCUGCAUAUUAAUCGUCUUUGUGUGUGUCUGUGUGUGUUAACACCAGCUACCGGCCAAGUGCUGGUAAACAUUUAGUAGGCUGCUAGCGAUGCUGUCCGAGACCUUGGGCAGGAAACUAACUCCACAUACACAGACGUGCUCAUGGCAUUUUCCUGUAUAACCUCCUUUAUACUGUUACUAUAACUGCUAUGUACGUGUCAUUGUGAUUUGACUCAGAAAGCUGUUAUCACAAGCCAUUAUGAGAGGAGAUGCCUAUGCUAUCCAAAGCUAACUCAAACAACCUGGUAUUAUAAGCUUAUUCACUGUGUCCCAAGUCCAUACUAUAUAUCUGUUUGUCUUCAACAGAAAAACAACAGCAUUUGUUCAAACGCGCAUGUUUUCCUAAUAAGGGACCUCUUGCGGUCAAAGGUGGAAUUAGCAUGACAUUAGUACUGCUGCAAAAUCUAAUCUAAUCUAAUAAGAUAACAGGGUGCAGUGGGUGGUUGGUGGAUGGCGUACAAAGCAUGUGACUCCUAGAUGGGAGACGAUGCUUCACAUUUCCUCUCCUACCAUCAAUGUGGGUUUAUUCAAACCAUGGCUUUCCUUAAAGGAAUACUUCACCCAAAAAAAUUACCAUUUGUUUAUCAAUUACUCACCCCGUGUUACCUCCCAAACACAUGCAUCUUCAUCUAAAACCUUACUAUUCAAAACAAUUUGGACUCGCAUGGACGAGUAGCGCGCCUGCACAAGCGUGAUACUGCUUAUGCGGAAGUAUUUGAAAUAGUAAGGUUUUGAAUUGUGUGAGUAAACGGAUGAUUUAUUUUUCAAAAAUUCAAGGCAAUAUGGCGUGAGAAAUUGAUAUGCAAAUAGUAAUUUUUUGAGUGAAGUAUUCCUUUAACCUUAACUAAAUACUUUUAGUUGGCUAAACAUAAGUGACAGUAUUAAUUUGGCAGAUGUACAAGAGAGCAUGUCUAUGUCCUAACUCGUCACAUAUGGCUGCUUUGUCACGCCCCUUGGCGUCACUUUAGGUUUAGGCAACAAAACCACUUAAUUAGGUUUCGGAAAAAACAACAUAGUUGAGCUUAAAACUACAACGUUUGUAUGGUGAAAAUGAAACACUGAGACACAAACAUCUAAUUGCACGGGACAUGAACAGCGGUCUCCUGGAUGAAAGAAUGUUUGUUGGACCCAUCCAUAGACCAGCGCCCAUUCGCCUUUAGUCUUUUCGCUCUUUAAACUAUGUCACCGCAGCAAUUUCUCAGAGCGUUUACUGUUGCCGCAGAUGAGGUUUACAUUUUAGUCAAUGGAAAGCCCGGUGUGUUUCAUACUGGCGCUAAAAGGUGCCUUAUGCGGCGGUGCCGAUGGCCGUGACAAAGCGUCAGUAUUCGACACUCUGGGAAUGAGAACGGGCUGCAAUGUUAUAGUGUGGUUUUGGGACACAGGGUUUGUUUUCACCCCAGGAGAGAUGUUGAGAUGACCUUGUGUCACACAGUGUUUGAACAUGGUCAGAUAGAUGUUGCUGUGCAGAGCUGAUUGUAUUUCCCCGCUUCAUGAGGAGCAGCACUGCUCCUCAGGCAGGUGGAAUCAUGCUUUCAUCAUUCAGCAUUUUACCCAGGCAUCAUGCUCAGCUCCUCAAGGCUUUGCUUUAAUAUCAACACUUUUCCAGCUAAUGCGUGGAAUUAGGAUUUAUAGCAUUUACCAACUCCUCAAAUCUCCUCUAUGUUCAAGUCCUUGCUUUGAUAUGGAUAUUCACAUGGCCGCUUUAUCGAAAUUCAGUUAUCACUCACUCACAUCCGUCAUCAUCAGUCAGUCCGAUAGAGGCUAAUCUCCUUCAAAGCAAGCUCUUGAUUUGCCUUCAGGAAACCAAUUUAAUGGAUCACGCUAUCUGCUGUAAGCAAAUCGACGUCGAGUGAAGCGGGUCGCUGUUUUGUUUGCUCUGGGGUUUUUGAGUGUGAAGUACUGUACAUGAUGUGUGCCCACGAUUCUGUGUCUUGAUAUAUCUAAUUUUAAAAGUAACAUGCCAAACUCUAUUAUUAAAAAAAGAGAUUUAUAUUGGUGACAUGCCAGUCUAAUGCCAUCUCAUUACAUGUAUUUUUAAAAAAAACAGAUAUCUAUAGUGCAAUAGAUAUUCAUGUAACAAACCCAUAUUGACAUGUGUUUCCCUGAACAUGUGCGGUGAAAAUUAAUAAAAUAUAAGUAUAAAGAAAUGA
Molecule: messenger RNA, 6919 nt
Organism: Sebastes umbrosus (honeycomb rockfish)
Lineage: Eukaryota; Metazoa; Chordata; Actinopteri; Perciformes; Sebastidae
Exons: 14
Coding region: 429-2348 (639 amino acids)
Biological process (GO): negative chemotaxis; semaphorin-plexin signaling pathway; positive regulation of cell migration
Molecular function (GO): chemorepellent activity; semaphorin receptor binding
Source: RefSeq, a predicted model, not a curated record